AUGUCUCUUAUGGAAAUCACGCUGAGAAACAAUCUCCCUGGAGCGAAUGGACUCUCGGUGGCUAAUUAUUUCAGUGAUUUUGCAAUGUACUACGGACAAUCUUUUAUUACAAGUAAGUCUGCACUACGUGAUUCUGGCUUUGUCAUCGAAAACGAGAGACUGACCAAGCCAAGGGGAGUAGAGAAGUGUCUCUCGCUCUCGUGGAUCCUUGCAAACUCGAUCUACGAGCUGGAGCUGCAAGUCUUCGAGAAAGUUGUUUCCGACAGUAAGGUUGUGUCCGUGUCCGUAGUUCCACGCCUGGAGGCGAGCUUGAGAUCCAUAUCACUCGACUGGCUCGACAAGCAUGCUCCAAAUUCCGUGCUCUACAUCUCCUUCGGCAGCGUCAGGGUCUCGAGACCAGCCAGCAGCAGUUUCAAAUGGUUGCCUCGCGGAUCUAGCUUGAACGAUUCUUCCGCGAGUUCCGGGAUCGAUCGGGGUCUGGAGUCUGGUGAAUAUUUCCUCACAAAUAUAGUGGCGAGUAUUUCCGCCUGUCACGCGGACGACCCGGGUUCGAUCCCCGGCAACGGCGGAAAAAAGAACGUCUCAUUUCGUGAUGUUUGGGUUAUGCUCACUCGGAGCAAGUGCCUUGAUCUGGUCCAGUCUUGCAAAACGCUCCCCUGCGCGCGCCAAAUCCAUGCCACUGCGAUCCAUAUCUUUGGGAAGGAGCUAGAUUUGUUUCUCGGGAACAAGCUCAUCGAGAUGUAUGGGAAAUGUGGCAGUGCUGCGGAGGCACGCGCGAUUUUUGACGGGAUGAGCAACAGGGACUCGUUUUCCUGGGAGAUCAUGCUUGCGGCUUAUUCUCGGAACCGUCAGCUCGAUGCCGCCACCGAGAUCUUUGAGACAAUGCCUCACAAAACUCUGGUGGCGUGGAACAUCAUGCUUGGAAUCUAG
Selaginella moellendorffii is the source of this 930-nucleotide messenger RNA. RefSeq names its product pentatricopeptide repeat-containing protein At1g20230-like. The coding region runs from base 1 to 930 and encodes 309 amino acids. The record is from RefSeq and is a predicted model, not a curated record. Gene Ontology annotation, molecular function: protein binding; RNA binding. The transcript is spliced from 4 exons. Lineage: Eukaryota; Viridiplantae; Streptophyta; Lycopodiopsida; Selaginellales; Selaginellaceae. Gene Ontology annotation, biological process: RNA modification.